Messenger RNA from Hirsutella rhossiliensis, 270 nucleotides. RefSeq lists its product as uncharacterized. Lineage: Eukaryota; Fungi; Ascomycota; Sordariomycetes; Hypocreales; Ophiocordycipitaceae. The record is from RefSeq and is a predicted model, not a curated record. The transcript has 2 exons. The coding region runs from base 1 to 270 and encodes 89 amino acids.
AUGACCGAUACCAACGCGCAGCAGCCAGGCAUGAUCGCCAGCCACGCCCAGUAUGCCAAGGGAGUCGCCGAGUCGACAAUUGGAAACGUCACGGGCUCCGAGGCUUGGAAGAAGUCGGGUGAGCAGGACCAGGCCGCGGGCGUCGACGCAAUGAAGCAGGCAGGCGAGAACCGCGACUCGACGCAGGGCUACGGCAAGGUCGAGGAGAUGGCGGGCAAGGCCGUCGGAUGCCAGGGGAUGGAGAAGGAGGGUGCCAACAGUCGAAAAUAA